This is a messenger RNA of Cylicostephanus goldi, 230 nucleotides long. The record is from the annotation of a GenBank genome assembly. Lineage: Eukaryota; Metazoa; Nematoda; Chromadorea; Rhabditida; Strongylidae.
UUAAUGGAUCUCUAGAUGAGGCAUUGCGUGGACUGAAAGCUGGAUUCUACUUCUCCAUUCCUCCAUCAUUUACCACUGGCGAUCACAAACGUUUCUUGAUUGAAGCGAUACCCAUAGAAAAGUUAUUGCUGGAGACCGAUUCACCAGUUCUGGGUCCUGUGAGAGGAGAAAGGAACGAGCCGGCCAAUGCUAGGCUUUCAGCCAGCUUCAUUGCUGAGGUAAUGGAUUGA